CUCCGGCUGGAGCAGUCCCCAACGCAACCUACAGGCACUGGGAACUUGCAGGCAGCCGGGGACCGCUGAAUAAAGCACUUCGUUUUCUUUCUUUGUGUUCAAAACUAUUUUUCUUUCUUCCUUAGAUUUUGUUUUCUUCCUCUCCCCCCACUUUACUCCCCCCCCCCAGCAGUUGUUUCCCAUUAGUAACUCGAUCUCUCACUGCAGUUAGAUUCGCCUGCUUUCCCCUCCGUCCGCGUUUGUUUGUUUUCUGCACAUCUCCUUCUGGAAAACGCUGGACCUCCCCACCCUCCCGGCCCCCUUUCCUGUCGUUCUUUUGCCCCGAUCUGUUUCCUCUCAAGUAGACCUAUUUCUACUCUGUCGUUUACUUCUUUUCUCUCUUGUCCCCGUCCCCCACGCGUCUCUACGCUCCUGCACCGCGCAGCCCUGUGCGGUCGGUUUUGCUUCUUCACUCGAAUGAACUGAGAGCCCCAGGCUUGUGUUUAUGGAAAUAGUGGGGUGCCGAGCCGAAAACAAUUCGUGUCCUUUCCGCCCCCCAGCCAUGCUCUUCCACGGAAUCUCCGGAGGCCACAUCCAAGGUAUCAUGGAGGAGAUGGAGCGCAGAUCCAAGACCGAGGCCCGUCUGGCCAAAGGCACUCAGCUCAACGGCCGCGACGCGGGUAUGCCCCCGCUCAGCCCUGAGAAGCCUGCUCUGUGUGCCGGCUGCGGGGGCAAGAUCUCCGACAGGUACUAUCUGCUGGCCGUAGACAAACAGUGGCACCUUAGGUGCCUGAAGUGCUGUGAAUGUAAGCUAGCCCUGGAAUCUGAGCUCACCUGCUUUGCCAAGGACGGUAGCAUUUACUGCAAGGAGGAUUACUACAGAAGGUUCUCUGUGCAGAGAUGUGCCCGCUGCCACCUUGGCAUUUCCGCCUCGGAGAUGGUCAUGCGCGCCCGAGACUCUGUCUACCAUCUGAGCUGCUUCACUUGCUCCACUUGCAACAAGACCUUGACCACGGGAGACCAUUUCGGUAUGAAGGACAGCCUGGUGUACUGCCGCGCACACUUCGAGACCCUCUUGCAAGGGGAAUAUCCACCUCAACUGAGCUACACGGAGCUGGCGGCCAAGAGCGGCGGCUUGGCUUUGCCUUACUUCAAUGGCACUGGCACCGUGCAGAAGGGGCGGCCCCGGAAGCGGAAGAGCCCAGCUCUGGGAGUAGAUAUCGUGAAUUACAACUCAGGUUGUAAUGAGAAUGAGGCAGACCACUUGGACCGGGACCAGCAGCCUUAUCCACCUUCACAGAAGACCAAACGGAUGCGAACUUCCUUCAAGCAUCACCAGCUCCGGACCAUGAAAUCCUACUUUGCCAUCAACCAUAACCCAGAUGCCAAGGACCUCAAGCAGCUUGCUCAAAAGACAGGCCUGACCAAAAGAGUUUUGCAGGGAGAACAAAUCUUGGGGCAUUACAGCCAAACAUCCCGACGUUUGAAAAUUCCCUAAAGUAUUAAAAGAAGGGGAAAAGUUUGAUCGGAAAUCCACUGCAGUGAAGACAAAGACACUAUUAGGUUAUGAUAAUCAUACAUUUAAAAGUUUAUUGAACCAAAAGAGAGAGAGAGAGAGAGAGAGAGAGAGAGAGAGAGAGAGAAAGAGAGUGAGACUUAAAUGUCAUUUAUUGAAUGUUAACAAAACCUGUUCUUUAUGAUGUCCAACACAAAUGAAGGCUUAGCCUCUUGUGGUUUAACAAAAGAGCGAGAUAAACCAUGUCUAAAACCAGAGCAAGCUGGCAGUAAUAUGCCCUUCCCACAUUUGGAGAAAAUUAUUAUGGAAACAAUUCCCACACAUUUGUCAAGCACAAUAGCUGUAAAAUAAAGUACAAAAACAUCCAUUUCAUCUGCUUGCUAAUGUGUAUCAGUCCUACCUGUUAAUGGCAUUUUCCAAUUGUAAAUUCAGAGAAUAACUUCUACUCAUUAAUGAGAGAAUAGGGAUGAAGCCCAGUCAUUUUAGUACUAUUGUCUCCCCUUCCUUUCUAAACAGAAGGCUCUGCAUGCACUUUUGCAUCUGUCACCUCUAGUGUACACCUCUGUAAUGAUGACUUUGCUGUUUCCUGUAUGAUAAAUAGCUUUCAUUAAUAAACAUUUUAUUUGAUGCAAACAUAGUUAACUUUAUGUUAAGCACAUAUUGUUGAAAUUAAUUUUGAGCACUGUCUUAAAGAGGCAGGACAGUACACUUGUAGCUUGUUAUGCCCAGGGGAAAAAAAAAUCCAGACUAGAUAAUGAGGUGAAAUUAUUUUUUUUCUAACUUUUUAUGGCUUAUUUUUCACUUACUAUAUUUAGUUGACAUAUAGAUGAAAAUGAAAUAGUAGUCCCAAAUUACAGCAAAAAUAAAUAUCAGAAUAAAUUAUUAGGUAAAAUUUCAGCAAUCAUUUUUAGAACCUAGGGUAACAUUUAUAGAUUCUCUGUGAGUUUACACGUUCACUAUGCAAUGAGCAAAUUUAUUGAAGCAUACAAGUAUAUUCUGAGCUCUGACAUUUUGUUCUUUGUGUAGUUCAGGGUGCACAAGGCAUCAGAAACAAGGGACCAAUGGGCAAGAAGAGCAAAUAUUUAGGGAUGAGGCUUUUUUUUUUUUUAAACUGUGAAAGGGAAUACUUGAAGAAAGAAUUUUUCUAAAGCUACUUUUACUUAGCUGUAUAUCCAAAGCACAUGUUAAACAAGUUAGCAUGUAGAAUACUUUCCAGAAAAAAAUUUCCUUAUGAAAUUUUUAUUACAUACAAAUAAACCCUAUGUAAAAGAUGUAAGUUUUACCAAUGACAGACAUUUUUUAAAAAAUCCCACUUGUAUUUAUUCUCAGAAUUUUGAAUGUUUUCUCAAACACUUUCACUUCCUGAAUGCUAAACAAGGGGGAAAAAGUUUCAAGGACAGGUGUCAACUUACUAACAAUGCUCCCAGAAUGCACCAUGACAAGUGGACUACUUGAGUGAUCAUGGAACAUGUUGGUUUUUGUCAGUUCCUUGGAUGCUCAUGCCUCAUCCGACUCUCUUCCGUGGCACUAGCAACCUGAAUGGAUUUUCCAACACACUUUCAUCCAGAGUGUUGAAAUCUUGGUCGUGAAAGCUUUGCCUUCUUUUCCUGAUCUGUCACCUAGAGGGUAGUUUCAUUUUGAAAUAUUUUGGAAGUUGGCCUGUUUUUGCAGACUUUUAACUAUUUGUCUGGUAUGUGAAGUGCGGGAAGAGACCAAAGAGAGAAAGAACGUAGCUGAAAUUAGACAUCUGAAAAAAAUAAUACAAAUUUGAAACAGGCACAUUUGUUUUAAAAGGAGAGGAAAAGAACACUAAUUAUGUGUGAGGGAAGAGGAAAAAGCACGUGAAACAGACUUGGAAGGCCCAACACACUUUCCUAUGGUGUACGACAGUCAUCAGUCUGGGCAACUGCAAAUUUAUUGUUUGGCAUGGAAGACUGAGGACAUUUUAGAUGGGUGCAGGGCACCAGAUUUUAUAGCUUCUACCUCCCCAAUGCCUAGACAAGUCUAACUUCUGGCAAAUUGAUCCUAGGCACACAAACUCUUACCGACAGUAUCUGUGAACUUUGGUUGAAUACCACUGUAAUAUUGACUUACAUAGUAGGUAGGCUUUUGAUACUUCAAAUAGGGCAAAACUUCAUAACAGAGAAACCAAAGCACACAAGUCUUAAAGCCUUGGUGAUUUUCAUUACCUAAAAAGUCAAUAGCUUUAUUUAGCCAACCCCCUGUGGAAUUUGCUGUACAGAUUUCAGAGUGAAAGCCUCUUUUAUUAGCCACAUAUAAGAUAGCAUCAUUUUCUAUUGCAGUUUGCCUGCAAAGAACAUUGUGGUGUGAGGCAUUCAAAGUGGGAAGUGCUGAGGCAAAACCAUGGCAUUCUAUCAUUUUAGGCUUUUAAGGAAAUACAAAAUAUAAUGCUGUUGUUAUAAAAAUAUAAAGUUUUGGAUAGAGUUUUCUUAUUUCAUUUUCAACUGUGUCACUAGCACAGUAGCUUCACUUGUAGGAAGACUAUGAACUGCCAAGGAGAUCCAAGAUCUUUCAUACUAUAUGGUCACUAGACAUCAGGAGACAGUAAGAACACUGGGGCUUAGUCUAGAUUACAAAAAUAAUGUUGCAUUUUCCUUGAAAAUGUGCAUAUAGAAAAGGUCUGUAUUAGCCUGUGGGUGAAUCUAUUUUCUAUUUCUAAUGGGAAGUCAAUUCUGAAGACUGAAAGAAAAAUAACACUAACACAACAAAACUCUGAUGUACAACUCUUUGCUUUACAGGCAAUGGCAAAAAAUUGAAACUGAAUCUCUUUAGGUUUUGCUCUUGAUUUUUAGGUGGUUUUUCAUCAUGCCUAUUUUGUCUUUGUAAUAUUUCUCAAAUUAAUAUGAUUUCCUUUAUCUUCAAAAUAAUAUCCCAAGUUAAAAUAUUCUUUUUAAUGCCUUCUGGGAACAUUCCCAUUUUAUUUUACUGAAGUUCGUAGAAAAAAGAAAAAGUUCAGAACUGUGCAUGAUGCUCAAGGAAAUCCCUGAAUAGGAUGUAAGCAGCAAUAUAAUUGCCAGGAUUCAUUUCCUUGUUAACUGUGUUGCAAAAUAGAUGUUUCAACCAGACAGCACCUCCCGCUCCCUACAUUUCUCUGUGAACAGAAAUAAAAAAGUUAACCAACCCAACCAUGUAUCCAUUGGCAAGUUUCUCGUCUCUUGGAUUGUUGAUUUUUGCUUCUCCAUAUUACAUUUUAUCUUGUGCUGAAAUGUCAAGAAAAAGGCAAGGAUAAAGAUCCAGGCAUCAGCCCUGGGUAGAAAGUUCUGGUGUCUGUUUCUGUGUCCCUUCAGCUCCCUUGUUAGAACCAUCAAGAAUGUUUCUUUCUUUUGGACUUUUCUGUUUAUACCCUGCAUGAUCUCAGAAAUUACUCUGAAGAAUACCUGGAUACAUUUUAUGGUUAUUUGAAAUAAAAUUUGCUACAAAUAAGA
Arvicanthis niloticus (Nile rat) is the source of this 4941-nucleotide messenger RNA. RefSeq names its product LIM homeobox 9 (gene Lhx9). Lineage: Eukaryota; Metazoa; Chordata; Mammalia; Rodentia; Muridae. The record is from RefSeq and is a predicted model, not a curated record. Gene Ontology annotation, biological process: neuron differentiation; regulation of transcription by RNA polymerase II. Gene Ontology annotation, molecular function: RNA polymerase II transcription regulatory region sequence-specific DNA binding; DNA-binding transcription factor activity, RNA polymerase II-specific. Gene Ontology annotation, cellular component: nucleus.